UGCUAAUAGAACACCAUGAAAUAGAUGUGACUCCCGAUGAACUUGACAGCAAUAACAAUGAAAUAGAUGUACCACCCGAUGAAUUUGACGGCAAUAACAAUGAGAUAGAGUCGGUUCCCAGUUCCAGCUAUUCAUAUCCGGAUCAAGAUACUGAUGAUAUUGAAAAUGAUGAAAGUUAUUAUAGUGAGCAAAACAUCAAACAGCCUACAUCAAAAAGUAUGCUCCCAGUAUGCCAAAACUGUGCUGAUACGAACGAAUCAACUAAGCGCAGUGGUCAGAAAUCAUCCAAAAAGG
This is a messenger RNA of Dentiscutata erythropus, 294 nucleotides long. The record is from the annotation of a GenBank genome assembly. Lineage: Eukaryota; Fungi; Glomeromycota; Glomeromycetes; Diversisporales; Gigasporaceae.